Phodopus roborovskii (desert hamster) is the source of this 5468-nucleotide messenger RNA. It is a transcript of the gene Phldb2, whose product is annotated as pleckstrin homology like domain family B member 2. The record is from RefSeq and is a predicted model, not a curated record. Gene Ontology annotation, cellular component: basal cortex. Bases 94 to 3864 code for a protein of 1256 amino acids. The transcript is spliced from 19 exons. Gene Ontology annotation, biological process: regulation of microtubule cytoskeleton organization. Lineage: Eukaryota; Metazoa; Chordata; Mammalia; Rodentia; Cricetidae.
GGGAGAGCGGUAGCGAGAGCCAGGCCCUAGGGCAGCGGGACCGGUGGAGAGAGCUGCGGCUACAGAGAAAGAUGAGCUGGGUCCAGCAAUAUUAUGGCAGAAGAUAGCCACAUGCAGAAGCAGCUGGAACUACAAAAUGGUAGCUUAGAAGAAGGAUUUGUGGUACAGUCCCAAGAGACCGAGCCCCAGAAGAUGAUGGAGAGCCUAAGCCCAAGGAAAUAUUCAUCCAGUCUGAAGUUUAAAACCAAUGGGGACUAUUCUGGCUCAUAUUUAACCCUCUCACAGCCUGUGUCUACCAAGAGAAGCUCUGCUCCCUUGGGCCCCAGUAUCAGGAGCAGCCCCUCCUUGGCCAAACUCCAGGGAAGCAAACAGUUUUGUGAUGGAACCGAAAGAACCAUUUCCAUGAAACCUCCUAUUUCGCUCCUCAGCUCUGCAUCUUCCCUUGGUGGUUAUCCACUCGGGAGAGCAGAUUUGGAUCAAUAUGCGGGUCGGGACAGUGAGAGGUCCUCCAGGCUCUCCGAGAAGCCUCCCUAUUCCAGAUACAGCUCUAGGAAUAAAUCACAUGACAACGUCUACUUUCUUGGGGGACUGGAAGGAAGAAAAGCCUCUGGCUCACUCCUGGCCAUGUGGAAUGGAGGAUCCUCCAGUGGUGCUGGCUUCGCACCCCCCAGCAGAUCUGGGGCAGCGAGCAUGCCUUCAAGCCCAAAGCAAGCUAGGAAAAUGAACCUACAGGACAACUUGACACUUCAGCCCAGGUUAAGCAGGCACAAGGAGCCAGCCUCUGAGAACAUCAGUGUAAGAACGAGGAAGUAUUCGGGGAGCAGCCUGAAUAAUAUGAGUGUCUACAGCCGAUCACUUCCCAGGUUGUAUAAAGCCACAGACAGCCAGAUGUCGCCUCUCAGCUUGCCUCCAAGAAAUUCCCUGGGCAAUACCAAACGAGGUCAGUUAGGGGAAAGGGAUCUACCUCAUAGCAUAGUGGACAAUGACAAUUACCUUAACUUUUCUUCUCUAAGCUCAGGGGCUUCACCCUAUAAAACCUCUCUGUCAGAGGGAAAUCCUUAUGUAAGCUCCACCCUUAGCGUCCCUGCCAGCCCUCGAGUGGCUAGGAAGAUGCUCCUGGCCUCCACCUCCUCAGAUGACUUUGAUAGGGCUUCCUACUCAGGGACCAGCCCAAGUCAUUCCUUCAUUUCCGGAGAACCAGACCGAGUGCUCAUGUCCAGGAGGAACUUCUCUUGUGGAUCUAUGGAGUUUGAUGAUUCUGAUCUGGAAAGUCUACGACAGUCCUCAGAGACUCCCCAGCCUGUUCUUCGAGAACGGAAGAGUAGCAUCAGCUCCAUCUCUGGCCGUGACAGUCUGAUGGAUUAUCACCGACGACAGAGAGAGGAGAGACUUAGGGAGCAGGAGAUGGAGCGCCUGGAGCGGCAGCGGCUGGAGACCAUCCUUAGUCUCUGUGCUGAGUACACGAAGCCGGACGGUCGACGCCUGUCAGCUGGCACCACGGUGGCUGAUGUGCAGAAAAUCAACAAGGAGCUUGAGAAGCUGCAGCUGUCUGAUGAAGAGUCUGUGUUUGAGGAGGCUCUGGUGUGCCCGGAUGCCAGGUACAGGUGCCAUCGGAAAGGCUCUCUCCAGGAUGUUGAUGUCGCUGGCUUCGGGAGCCUCAGUCACAGUGCCAGUUUCCUGGCCCCCAGGGGCAGCAGGAAUGAUGAACUGCUUGGCGACCUCACCAGGACGCCCCCGCCAUCCUCAGCUGCGUUUCUGAAAACAUCCAAUGAGUCCUCCUACCUCAGUAUCCUACCGAAGACCCCAGAGGAUAUAGAUGAGGAACAGAGGACUCAGGAGUUGGCUGCAAUGGAAGACGCCCGGAUGGUGAUUCUGAACAACCUUGAGGAGCUUGAACAGAAAAUCAAAGACAUAAAUGACCAAAUGGACGAAUCUUCCAGAGAGUUGGAUAUGGAAUGCGCUCUUUUGGAUGGGGAGCAGAAAUCUGAGAUGGCUGAACUCAUGAAAGAAAAGGAGAUUCUGGAUCAUCUAAACCGGAAAAUCACAGAACUAGAAAAGAACAUCGUAGGCGAAAAGACCAAGGAGAAGGUAAAGCUUGAUGCUGAGAGGGAAAAGCUAGAGAGGCUUCAGGAGCUUUACUCCGAGCAGAAGACCCAGCUGGACAAUUGUCCUGAGUCCAUGAGGGAGCAGUUACAGCAACAACUCAAGAGGGAUGCUGACCUGUUGGAUGUUGAGAGCAAACAUUUUGAAGACUUGGAAUUCCAGCAGCUUGAGCAUGAGAGCCGUCUUGACGAGGAAAAGGAGAACUUGACUCAACAGCUCCUGAGAGAGGUGGCGGAGUAUCAGCGGAACAUCGUCGCUAGGAAGGAAAAAAUUUCUGCAUUGAAAAAGCAAGCCAGUCACAUUGUUCAGCAGGCUCAGAGGGAACAAGAUCACUUCGUGAAAGAAAAGAACAAUCUAAUAACGAUGCUCCAAAGAGAAAAGGAGAAUCUUUGUCAUCUGGAAAAGAAGUACUCCAGCCUCACUGGAGGAAAAGGAUUUCCUAUUAACCCCAGUACUCUGAAAGAGGGCUAUGUCAAUGUAAAUGAGAUUAAUGAGUCAUGUGACAAUUCCACGAAUCUAUCCCCUUCCACUCAGUUCCCUGCUGAUGCUGAUGCUGCUGUCACUGAGCCUGCCUUGGCUGUGCCGGUGAGCCAGCCCCAGAGUUCAGAGCACUUUAGAAGUCUGGAAGAAAGGAAAAAACAGCACAAAGAAGGUCUCUAUCUGAGUGACACUUUGCCUCGAAAGAAAACCACACCUUCCGUCUCCCCACACUUCAGCAGUGCCACCAUGGGGAGAGACAGCACCCCGAAGGCUCACCUGCCUUUGGGCCAGAGCAACAGCUGUGGCAGUGUGCUCCCCCACUCGUUGGCAACAAUGACCAAGGACUCGGAAUCACGGAGGAUGCUCAGAGGAAGAAUGAAUCCCUCAGCAGGUUAUAAUCACCAACAGAUGAGUGAAGGACAGAGACAGAAACCUGAAUUUUACAACCGCACAGCAUCUGAGUCAAAUGUCUACUUGAAUAGUUUCCGUUACCCAGAUCACAGCUACAAGGACCAGGCCUAUGACACAUUGAGCCUGGACAGCUCAGAUAGCAUGGAGACCAGCAUUUCUGCCUGUUCACCAGACAAUAUCUCUAGUGCCAGCACGUCCAAUAUUGGCAGAAUAGAAGAAAUGGAGAGACUCUUGAAACAGGCUCACGCUGAGAAGACCCGGCUGCUGGAGUCCAGGGAACGGGAAAUGGAAGCCAAAAAACGAGCUCUGGAAGAAGAAAAACGACGCCGGGAAAUCCUAGAAAAACGACUGCAAGAAGAAACCAGCCAGAGGCAGAAGUUAAUAGAAAAAGAAGUGAAAAUAAGAGAGAAACAAAGGGCACAGGCUCGUCCUCUGACUCGCUAUCUGCCUGUCCGGAAGGAAGACUUCGAUUUGCGGAGUCACGUGGAGACGGCAGGCCACAAUAUUGACACCUGUUUUCAUGUGUCGAUCACAGAGAAGACCUGCCGAGGGUACCUUAUCAAAAUGGGUGGGAAAAUUAAGACAUGGAAGAAACGCUGGUUUGUUUUUGACCGGAAUAAGCGGACAUUUUCUUAUUAUGCAGACAAGCAUGAGGCUAAAUUAAAAGGAGUGAUAUACUUUCAAGCCAUCGAAGAAGUGUAUUAUGAUCACCUCAAGAAUGCUAAUAAGAGCCCUAACCCCUUACUCACCUUUAGCGUGAAGACACAUGACAGAAUCUAUUACAUGGUGGCCCCUUCCCCAGAGGCCAUGCGGAUCUGGAUGGAUGUAAUAGUAACUGGGGCAGAAGGAUAUACUCACUUCCUGUUGUGAUGAACUUUGGCAAUGGUCCACUUCAGGGCAGACUGCAACAGUCUCUUGCAAGAAUGAAGCCAUAUCCAGCCUCAGAUGGAAAGGCCCAGCAGACCACCAGUUUAAUUGUGUGCAUUCACAACUCUUUUCAUACUGGGGAGCCUUUUGAAAAAAGGAAAGCAGGGCUCAUAGUGAAAAACUCCUUUGACAAAAACAAAAGCAAAACACUAUUUUGAUAAAAGCAUCAUUUAGAUGUGCAUUUCUCAUAAACUUUUUAUCAGCUGAUGUUGGUUGAAUAAACUUAACAGUUUACACAGUGUCUGUAAAUAUGUACUUAGAAUGAGAUUAUUUUAGCACCCAAAUCAUUGCCAUAAGUAAUCAACUGCCUUCUUUGGAGGAAGUAGCAUUUUAUAAAAAUAAGCAGAUUAUGAUUUAGAAGGCAACAGAUUUUCGACAUUUUUGCCUUAAUUUUUAAAAAUUGCCCAAAAACCAAAGACAUGGCUGGACUCUGUUCAACAACAGUGUUACUCACUAACUAUGCUUUAAAAUGUUUUUUUUUUGUUUGUUUGUUUUUGUUUUAUUUUUUUUUUUGGUGCCAACCAUGUAGUACCUCCCAAAGAAGCUGUGCAUAGAUAGUAAACUGCUUUCUUAAGGGAAUUUAAAAUAAACAUUUUUUUAAAAGCUCCUUGUUUUAAUAAAAAGCCAUCUCAGACAAGAGAAACCUGUGACAUUAGGUAGUGUUCAUUAAGGAGAACAUUUAGUGGGAGGAGCCUGUUCUGUUGAACAUUUGUCCAUUCCUGGUGCUGAAGAUAAAAGCAACCAGUAACCAGUUUCCUCUAGACUGCCCAGUUCCUCUUGCUUAUGGGCAAGGCUGUUACCUGUGCCCUCCCAUGGAUAACUAUGAAACCAUCUCUGUUUUGCUGACAACAGAACAUUUAAAAUAUCUUUUUUUUUUUUUUUUUUUUUUGGAGACAACCAAAAUUCAAGUUAACGUACUCUAUGCUAUAUCUUUUAUAUACAUCUUUACAAAUAACCUUGUCUUUAGAGCUAAUUUUUGUUGAAUGAAAUGACUUCAGGCAAGUCUCUUUUAUAAUAGUUUUCCAAGUGCCAUUUAUUUUAGUUUUUGUGUUUUGUGUUUUUAAGUAUGAAUGAACUCUUUCCUAAAAUAUGCCAAAUGGAUAGAAGUAGAAAAUAAUGACAUUACUUACUUGUACACGUGAAAUGAUUAGAAAUGUCCAUAAAAUUUUGUCAGGCCUGACUGGGUACAAUUUUUUUUUAAACUUACAGUGUACUUUUAUACCUGCAUAUGUGUUAUCAUUAAUACAACUUUUGCAACUGGAUGGUGCAAGGUUCUACUUGAAUAAUGAGGGACAAAUAUCAUGACUGUAGGAGGUAUUUCUCAUCUGUGAUUUUUGCAUCAGUCCGUCCCCCUUCAACUCUGGUGAUCUAAAACAUUAAAAUGCAAUUGCUGAGAUUUGGUUAGUUGAUGAAAAGACACACUUUUUCUGUACUGUACUUUCUCCAUAGGAUUGUAAGGGUGUUUUAAUCAAUUUGCAUGUUUGAACCUUUUAGAUAUAUACGUGUUAAAUGUAUUGAGUUUGGAUUAAAGUGUUGACCUGAUUUCA